Messenger RNA from Fomitopsis serialis, 1431 nucleotides. Its product is annotated as succinate-CoA ligase. The transcript is spliced from 12 exons. Bases 118 to 1278 code for a protein of 386 amino acids. The record is from RefSeq and is a predicted model, not a curated record. Gene Ontology annotation, molecular function: ATP binding; metal ion binding; succinate-CoA ligase (ADP-forming) activity. Lineage: Eukaryota; Fungi; Basidiomycota; Agaricomycetes; Polyporales; Fomitopsidaceae. Gene Ontology annotation, cellular component: succinate-CoA ligase complex; mitochondrion. Gene Ontology annotation, biological process: tricarboxylic acid cycle; succinyl-CoA metabolic process.
AGCAACCGAGCCCGCUCAAAGCCCGCUAUAAUAGGUAUCACGCUGGCGAUGCUGUACUGGCUAGCGACUUCACACUGACCUCACGUCUUUCCGCACUCCCCUCCUCAGUCCACCACCAUGUUCGCAGCUCUGCGGAAGGCCCCUUCUAUUGCUCGGGUCGCGUCUGCCGGUCAGAGGCGCUUCCUCUCCAUACAUGAAUACCAGUCCGUGACGCUGUUGAACUCCUACGGCAUACCCACUCCGAAGAGCAUACCUGCUAAGUCUCCGGAAGAGGCGUUCGAGGCAGCGCGUCAGUUCGAAUCCACCGGCUGUGUCAUCAAAGCUCAAGUACUCGCUGGCGGACGAGGAAAGGGCAAAUUCGACAAUGGGUUCCAAGGAGGUGUUCAUUUGAUGCUUGGAGCCAAAUUGAUCACGAAGCAGACUGGGGCCUCAGGGCGCAUUUGUAACGCGGUCAUGCUCGCUGAGCGCGAGAACGCGUCCCACGAGUACUACGUCGCAGUACUCAAUGAUCGCAAACCGAGGGGUGGUAUGAACAUCGAAGAAGUGGCUGCUAAGGAUCCUAGCGCCAUCAUCACAACACCUAUCACUUCGAGAAGGGUUGCGAAGAAGCUUGGCUUCAAGAGCGAAGCAGCAGUUAACGAGGCUGCGGACAUCUUCAUCAACUUGUACAAGAUCUUCAAGGAGAAAGACGCCACGCAGAUUGAGAUCAACCCAUUGGGUGAGACCGCUGAUGGGCGUGUUCUCUGCAUGGAUGCGAAGUUUGGCUUCGACGACAAUGCCGAUUUCCGCCAACAAGACAUCUUCGCCCUCCGAGACAUCACACAAGAGGAGCCUUCCGAAGUCGAGGCCCAGAAGGCGAACCUAAACUUCAUCAAGUUGGACGGUAACAUUGGCUGCUUGGUCAACGGCGCGGGUCUUGCAAUGGCAACCAUGGAUGUCCUCGCUCUUCACGGUGGCAACCCGGCUAACUUCCUUGAUGUUGGAGGGGGUGCAACUCCGGAAACUGUGAAGACCGCAUUCGGGAUCUUGCUUGCUGACCCUAAGGUCAAGACCAUCUUCAUCAACAUCUUUGGCGGUAUCAUGCGCUGUGACUAUAUUGCCGAAGGUGUCAUUCGGGCGACGAAGGAAUUGGGGUUGAGCAUUCCUCUGGUUGUUCGCUUGAAGGGUACCAAGGAAGCUGAGGCGAAACAGAUGAUUCGCGAGUCUGGUCUAAAGAUCAUGCCCUUUGACGAGCUAGACGAGGCGGCGGAGAGUGCUGUACUGCUCGCCAGCCCGUAGAUCUCAGAGGAUAACCUGGUACCUUCGACUUGCCAUUAGAGUAGGUCUAUAAUCCGAGCUGGUGGGCAAGAAUAUGUAUACGCGGGCACAAGUCGCUUGCGGGAGGGUAUGAAUAUGUAACAGCACUGCAGUAUUGAGAUGAUGAGAAGCGUA